Limanda limanda (common dab) is the source of this 801-nucleotide messenger RNA. It is a transcript of the gene mespaa, whose product is annotated as mesoderm posterior aa. The record is from RefSeq and is a predicted model, not a curated record. Gene Ontology annotation, molecular function: protein dimerization activity; RNA polymerase II cis-regulatory region sequence-specific DNA binding; DNA-binding transcription factor activity, RNA polymerase II-specific. Gene Ontology annotation, cellular component: nucleus. Gene Ontology annotation, biological process: somite rostral/caudal axis specification; regulation of transcription by RNA polymerase II; mesoderm formation. The transcript has 2 exons. Lineage: Eukaryota; Metazoa; Chordata; Actinopteri; Pleuronectiformes; Pleuronectidae. Bases 1 to 801 code for a protein of 266 amino acids.
AUGGACAUGUCCUUCUGCUCUCCUCUCCAGCUCCAAGAGAACUCGUUCCUGUUUGAGUCCCUGCUGGAGAAAACUUAUGAUCCCAUGGCCUUUGAUCCAGCCUUGGACCCUGGCUACUUUAGUGCAGGCAGCAGUCUGUCUCCCACCUCGUCGGUGGACUCCUUUUGCUUCUCCCCCAGCUCCAUCCAGGCUGCAGGAAACGAACAAGACGCCUUGGAUCGCUUCAUCUUCAGCGAACCAGAAGCACCAAAGCUUACCCACAGGACCCAGUCUGUGCCCUACGCCAGACCCUCCACAGCCACAUCCUCCACAGCCACAUCCUCCACAGCCACCUCCACAACAAAGAAGUCAAGGUCCAGGUAUCCAGGGAAAAAGCGUGAUACCGCCAGCGAGAGGGAGAAGCUGAGGAUGAGGGAUCUGACCAAGGCUCUCCAUCAGGUCAGGUCAUACCUCCCGCCCUCAGUGGUGCCUGCAGGACAGACCCUGACCAAGAUCGACACGCUGCGCCUCACCAUGCGCUAUAUCUCCUACCUGUCGGCUCAGCUGGGCCUCAGUGAGGAGGUGCUGGAGCAGAGGAGAUCCCCAGGCUUCAUGGAGCCGCCACAAACCCUCUGCCAGUUCCUGGGACAGCCAACCUCCAGCUGCAGUCCACAGGAAUCCAGCUGUAACACGAUGAGUGUGGCCCACCCGUCCUCUCUGCAGCACACUUAUCAGGUUUCCAGUGGAGUUAACUUCAGCAGCGAGCAGUACUGGAUGCCAGAGCAACAAUUACAAACUCCCACAUUCUCUGGACACUGCUGA